GGUCAAAGCAAUGCAAAGAUGCGCGCGCACACAAUGAAGUAUUAGACCAGAUGCACAUCAUAAUGCAACUAAAGCUGAAUCCCGGCCGGACGCUUUUUUAAGGUCCGAAAAAGAGGACAUGUCCGGGAAAAAGAGGACGCAUUCUGAAAACGUAUCUGAAGAACGGUGCUUUUUUCUGCCUCUCUGGCCCCUCCUGGCUCUGCUGAGAGAUGUCCACUCCUGACCCACCCAUGGGGGGGACCCCUCGCCCCGGCCCUUCCCCAGGCCCUGGGUUGUCACCAGGGGCCAUGUUGGGGCCUAGUCCUGGACCCUCACCUGGCUCUGCCCAUGGCAUGAUGGGCCCCAGCCCCGGGCCCCCCUCAUCAGGACAUCCACUACCUCCUCAGGGGCCCUCAGGCUACCCCAAGGACAACAUGCAUCAGAUGCACAAGCCAAUGGAAGGCAUGCAUGAGAAAGGCAUGCCUGAUGAUCAACGUUACAAUCAAAUGAAGGGCAUGGGCAUGAGACAGGGUGGGCAUAGUGGCAUGGGUCCACCACCAAGCCCUAUGGACCAACACUCUCAAGGUUACCCAUCACCUCUGGGCAGUUCUGAGCACGCCCCCAGCCCGGUACCUGCUAACGGGCCUCCAUCUGGCCCCAUGAUGCCUUCUGGCCCUGGUGCAGUACCUAUGGAGGGUGGAGACCCACAGGUCAUGGGGCAGCAGAACCGAAGUGGAAGUGCCGGUGGCUUACCAGGUGCAGGACCCAGCGGAGGGCCUCCAAAUGCAGGUGGACCUGGUGGUGCCGGGGGACCCACACCUUUCAACCAGAACCAGCUACACCAGCUGCGGGCACAGAUCAUGGCAUAUAAGAUGCUGGCACGUGGACAGCCCCUGCCUGACCACCUGCAGAUGGCAGUACAGGGAAAGAGGCCGAUGCCAGGCAUGCAGCAGGGGAUGCCCAAUAUGCCCCCUGCUUCAGGUCAAGGAGUAGGCCCUCCUGGACCAGGGGGCCCUGGACCUGUGGGACCCAACUACAAUAGACCACAUGGAAUGGUUGGACCAAACAUGCCUCCUCCGGGACCCUCUGGGGUUCCUCCAGGCAUGCAGGGACAACCCUCUAAUGGACCACCAAAACCAUGGCCUGAAGGGCCCAUGGUGAACGCUGCUGCCCCUGCCAGUGCCCCGCAGAAGAUGAUACCUCCCCAGCCCACUGGCCGCCCCUCUCCAGCGCCUCCCUCCGUUCCUCCCGCUGCCUCGCCCGUCAUGCCACCUCAGACCCAGUCUCCAGGACAACCCGCCCAGCCGCCACCCAUGGUGCUCCAUCAGAAACAGAACCGCAUCACGCCCAUUCAGAAACCCCGGGGCCUUGACCCAGUGGAAAUCCUUCAGGAAAGAGAGUACAGGUUACAGGCUCGUAUUGCCCAUCGUAUUCAGGAACUGGAGAACCUUCCAGGUUCUCUAGCUGGAGACUUGAGGACCAAAGCCAACAUUGAGCUCAAGGCUCUUAGGCUGCUUAACUUUCAGAGACAGCUCCGUCAGGAAGUAGUGGUGUGUAUGCGCCGUGACACUGCCUUGGAGACGGCGCUGAAUGGCAAGGCCUAUAAGCGCAGCAAGAGACAGUCACUGCGUGAAGCUCGUAUCACAGAGAAACUCGAGAAACAGCAGAAGAUCGAGCAGGAACGCAAGCGCCGACAGAAACACCAGGAGUAUCUAAACAGCAUCCUGCAGCAUGCUAAGGACUUCAAGGAAUACCAUCGCACCAUCACCGGAAAGAUGCAGAAAUUGACCAAAGCCGUAGCCACAUACCAUGCCAACACUGAGAGAGAGCAGAAGAAAGAGAAUGAGCGUAUCGAAAAGGAGAGAAUGAGAAGGCUGAUGGCUGAGGAUGAGGAGGGUUACAGGAAGCUGAUUGAUCAGAAGAAAGACAAACGUCUGGCAUACUUACUGCAGCAGACAGACGAGUAUGUGGCCAACCUCACCGAGCUCGUCAGAGCCCACAAAGCUGUCCAGGCCCUCAAAGACAAGAAGAAGAAGAAGAAAAAGAAGAAGAAGACAGAGAAUGCAGAGGGCGGAGCACCUGCUCUGGGUCCAGAUGGAGAGCCGCUGGAUGAGACCAGUCAGAUGAGUGAUCUACCUGUGAAGGUGAUUCAUGUGGACAGUGGGAAGAUCCUCACUGGCAUGGAUGCUCCUAAAGCUGGACAACUGGAUACUUGGCUGGAGAUGAAUCCAGGGUACGAAGUUGCCCCCCGGUCAGAUAGUGAAGAUAGUGGCUCAGAGGAGGACGAGGAUGAUGAAGAGGAGCAGCAUCAGCCCAGUCAGUCUUCAACAGAGGAGAAGAAAAAGUUUCCAGAUCCAGACAACGAGGAUGUGUCUGAGGUGGAUGCCCGGCACAUCAUUGAGCAUGCCAAACAGGAUGUUGAUGAUGAAUAUGGCAGUGCAGCAUUUGCUCGUGGACUGCAGUCAUACUACGCUGUGGCGCACGCAGUCACUGAGAAAGUGGAUAGACAGUCGACUCUGCUAGUGAACGGACAGCUCAAGCAAUACCAGAUCAAAGGUCUGGAGUGGCUGGUGUCUUUGUAUAACAAUAACUUAAAUGGAAUUCUAGCUGAUGAAAUGGGUUUGGGAAAAACCAUCCAGACUAUCGCACUCAUCACCUACCUCAUGGAGUACAAACGACUGAAUGGACCCUUCCUCAUUAUCGUUCCGCUCUCGACUCUGUCGAACUGGGUGUAUGAGUUUGAUAAGUGGGCUCCAUCUGUGGUGAAAGUUGCUUACAAGGGGUCUCCUGCCGCUCGCCGCGCGUUCAUUCCCAUUUUGCGCAGCGGCAAGUUCAACGUGCUGCUCACCACUUACGAAUACAUCAUCAAAGACAAACAAGUGCUGGCCAAGCUCCGCUGGAAGUACAUGAUAGUGGACGAAGGGCAUCGUAUGAAGAAUCACCACUGUAAGUUGACUCAGGUGUUGAACACACACUACCUUGCACCCCGGCGUCUGCUGCUCACUGGCACACCGCUGCAGAACAAGCUGCCAGAGCUGUGGGCUCUGCUCAACUUCCUGCUGCCCACCAUCUUCAAGAGCUGCAGCACCUUUGAGCAGUGGUUCAAUGCUCCGUUCGCCAUGACUGGAGAGAAGGUGGACCUGAACGAGGAAGAGACCAUUCUGAUCAUUCGUCGUCUGCACAAAGUGCUCCGUCCCUUCCUGCUCAGAAGACUCAAGAAGGAAGUGGAGGCCCAACUGCCAGAGAAGGUGGAAUACGUGAUCAAGUGUGACAUGUCCGCACUACAGAGAGUUCUGUACAGACACAUGCAGGCUAAAGGAGUGCUGCUCACUGACGGAUCUGAGAAAGACAAGAAGGGUAAGGGAGGCACUAAGACUCUAAUGAACACUAUUAUGCAGUUGAGGAAGAUUUGUAACCACCCUUACAUGUUUCAACACAUUGAGGAAUCUUUCUCUGAGCACUUGGGCUUCACUGGAGGCAUUGUUCAGGGACCUGAUUUGUACCGCGCCUCUGGUAAGUUUGAGCUGCUGGAUCGUAUUCUGCCGAAGCUUCGCGCCACCAACCACAAAGUGCUGCUGUUCUGUCAGAUGACGUCUCUCAUGACCAUCAUGGAGGACUACUUCGCCCACCGUAACUUCAAAUACCUGCGCUUGGACGGAACCACUAAGGCUGAAGAUCGUGGUAUGUUGCUGAAGAACUUCAAUGACCCAUCGUUUCAGUACUUCAUCUUCCUGUUGAGUACCAGAGCUGGAGGUCUGGGGCUGAACCUGCAGUCUGCAGACACUGUUAUCAUCUUUGACAGUGACUGGAACCCUCACCAGGAUCUGCAGGCCCAGGAUCGUGCUCAUCGUAUCGGGCAGCAGAACGAGGUGCGUGUACUGCGUCUGUGUACUGUGAACAGUGUAGAAGAGAAGAUACUGGCCGCUGCUAAAUACAAGCUGAACGUGGACCAGAAGGUCAUCCAGGCCGGUAUGUUCGACCAGAAAUCCUCCGGCCACGAGCGCAGAGCUUUACUGCAAGCCAUCCUGGAGCACGAAGAGCAGGAUGAGGAGGAAGAUGAGGUACCUGAUGAUGAGACGGUUAACCAGAUGAUUGCCAGAAGCGAGGAAGAGUUUGAUCAAUUUAUGCGCAUGGAUCUUGACCGCCGCCGCGAAGAGGCUCGUAACCCGAAGCGCAGACCCCGUCUGAUGGAGGAAGAUGAGCUGCCUACCUGGAUCAUGAAGGAUGACGCAGAGGUGGAAAGACUCACCUGUGAGGAAGAGGAGGAGAAGAUGUUCGGCCGCGGCUCCCGUCAGAGGAAGGAGGUGGACUAUAGUGACUCGCUCACGGAGAAACAGUGGCUCAAGGUCAGUGACGUUCAUAUAAAAUCCCCAUUGCAGUGCAUUGGCAAUUACAUAAUGGCAAGUGUCUUUACGUACUUUACUCUCUUGCAGGCCAUCGAGGAAGGCACUCUCGACGAAAUUGAAGAGGAGGUGCGCCACAAGAAGACGACCCGGAAGAGGAAGCGGGACCGUGAUCUUGACCUUCCAGGUCCGGCCACGCCCAGCUCCAGUGGGCGGAGCAGAGAUAAAGACGACGACAGUAAGAAGCAGAAGAAACGUGGCCGCCCUCCUGCCGAAAAACUCUCCCCCAACCCUCCCACGCUUACCAAGAAGAUGAAGAAGAUUGUGGAUGCUGUCAUCAAGUACAAGGACGGCAAUGGAAGACAGCUCAGUGAGGUGUUUAUUCAACUGCCUUCUCGUAAAGAGCUACCAGAAUAUUAUGAACUGAUUCGCAAACCUGUGGACUUCAGGAAGAUCAAGGAGCGCAUCAAGAGUCAUAAGUACCGCAGUCUAAAUGACAUGGAGAAGGACGUCAUGCUGCUCUGCUCGAACGCUCAGACCUUUAACUUGGAAGGAUCACUGAUCUAUGAAGACUCCAUCGUGCUGCAGUCCGUGUUCACCAGCGUGCGGCAGAAGAUCGAGAAAGAGGAAGACAGCGAGGGAGAGGAAAGUGAGGAGGAGGAAGAAGAGGCAGAUGAAGGAUCAGAGUCCGAAUCUCGUUCAGUGAAGGUAAAGAUCAAGUUGAGUCGCAAGGAAAAAGUGGAGAGAGGGAAGGGCAGACGGCGAACCGGACGGAGCUCACGCCCCAAACCUGUCGUUAGUGACGACGACACCGAAGAGGAACAGGAGGAGGAGCGUUCAGGUAGUGGCAGCGAUGAAGAUUAAAGCUCCUACAGGACCAAUCACUCACUGAUGCUGCAGAUACGUGGUGUCGCAUCAGACUCAACGAGCCUAGUUUUACUCUAGAUGAGCUUUUAGAGAGAGGAAAUGUAUACAAAAUGAUUAAAUGAGAAUUACAGUAUAAAACAUAAAAAAUGAGAAAUCUUCCAUUCGCAUAUUUAAGCAGGUGAUCUCCAUUUAUGUAUAGUAAGACAGUUGAGCGUUGUUUGUUUUUCCAUAAAUGUUUUUAUUAUUUCUCUCAAGAAAGUGACAUAAGAUGGACCGAUAUCUGACCAACUGGCUGACAGUGGACCAGUAAGAGUGGACAAUGUUUAAAUGUCCUCUUAUUGUUUUUAACAGUUUGAAAGUCACCCCACCCCAGAACCCAGGAUGCAUGUUUUCCACAAACAACGCAGCAAGUUUGUUCUCUUUCCGUUUUCUAUUGCUCUUUCUGUUUAAAUUAAGAUAUCAAGUGGGAUUAAGGUACUUCCUCCUCAUAGAUGUCCUGUCAGGAGAAAUGGGGGAGAAUAGGGUGUAGGAUUCUGUACUGUGUCAAUGUCACUGGAUUUCCAAAAUGCACAAUAAAGGCCUUUCAGAAAUAUU
This is a messenger RNA of Myxocyprinus asiaticus (Chinese sucker), 5783 nucleotides long. Its product is annotated as transcription activator BRG1. The record is from RefSeq and is a predicted model, not a curated record. The coding region runs from base 210 to 5186 and encodes 1658 amino acids. Gene Ontology annotation, cellular component: nucleus. NCBI's taxonomy places the organism in Eukaryota, Metazoa, Chordata, Actinopteri, Cypriniformes, Catostomidae. Gene Ontology annotation, biological process: positive regulation of transcription by RNA polymerase II. The transcript has 33 exons. Gene Ontology annotation, molecular function: transcription factor binding; ATP binding; histone binding.